AUGCAAGAUCAAAUUUCCAUUGAGGAGCAAGUUUCCAAAUUUUGGACCUUGGAAAGUUUCGGAAUAUUAAAAAACGAAUUGUCUGUUUACGAAGAUUUCGAAGACGAAAUUGAAUUUUCAGAAGGCCGAUAUCAGGUUAAACUUCCUUGGAAAAAAGACCACCCAACUCUUCCCGACAAUUUCGAGCUUUGCCAAAAACGUCUCAUUGGGCUUUAUUCUAAACUGAAAAAGAAUAGAAAACUCUUGAACGAUUAUGAUUCCAUUAUAAAUGAUCAAGAAAAGAGGGGUAUUAUUGAAAGAGUUGAUUCUCAUUUUGUUGGUGGAGUUGGAAAAACGCACUAUAUCCCUCAUCACCCAGUUAUUAGGGAGGAUAAAGAAACCACCAAAGUGCGUUUGGUUUAUGAUGCCUCUGCGAAGGAUAAAACUGGUGUUUCGUUAAAUCAAUGUCUUUACCCUGGACCGUGUUUGCUUAAAACUGUCGCUGAAAUUAUUGCAAGGUUUCGUCUAAACCCAAUCGCUUUAACGUCAGAUAUUGAAAAAGCGUUCCAUAUGGUGUCAGUUCACCCAUCUGAUAGGGACGUUCUUCGUUUUCUCUGGGUAGACAGUUUAGAUGACGAGCAGCCAAAAAUUAUUACUUACAGAUUUUCUCGUGUUGUUUUUGGGAUUACAUGCUCACCGUUUCUGCUAAAUGCAACCUUGAAAAAGCACAUUGAAAGCUAUUCUACAGAUUACCCUGAGGUGUGUAAUAAACUUCUUAAUUCGCUUUAUGCUGAUGACGUAAACUCCGGAGGACAUUCUAUCGAAGAAGUUUUAAAUCUUUAUGAAAUAUCUAAAAACCUCAUGCUUGAAGGAGGUUUUCGACUCCGAAAAUGGCAGUCAAACUCUAAAGAAGUUAGGGACAAAAUCGAAGAUUUUGAAUCCAAUUCUAGCGAAUGUAUAGAAAACAUUUUACCUACAACAGAAGAAAACCAAUCUUUUGCGAAGUCAAGUUUAUCUAUGGAAGAAAUUGAUAACAAAUCAAAAUGUGUAAAGGUCUUAGGGCUAAACUGGGAUCUCGAAGAGGAUGCCUUUGAGUUCAAGCUGUCAGAACUUGCAAAGUUCGCUGCCGAAUUGAUUCCUACCAAGCGCAAUGUAUUGAGGCUAGUUGCAAAGGUAUUCGAUCCUCAAGGUUUCAUUUCACCUGUGACUACUCCUCUGAAGGUGUUUUUACAGAAACUCUUUAAGGCAAAAUUGUCUUGGGAUGAAACAUUACCUGAAGCACUUGACAAAGAAUGGAAAUUUCUCAUCUCCAAAUUAGAUAAAGUAGAAUCUAUUUUUGUACCAAGGUACUAUUUUGGUUCCAUCGAUGGGAAACCUGACCUCGUCGAACUUUUCGGCUUUUGCGAUAGUUCUGAAAGUGCUUAUGUAGCGUCG
Messenger RNA from Rhopilema esculentum, 1413 nucleotides. RefSeq lists its product as uncharacterized. Gene Ontology annotation, molecular function: nucleic acid binding; zinc ion binding. NCBI's taxonomy places the organism in Eukaryota, Metazoa, Cnidaria, Scyphozoa, Rhizostomeae, Rhizostomatidae. Gene Ontology annotation, biological process: DNA integration. The record is from RefSeq and is a predicted model, not a curated record.